Messenger RNA from Ophidiomyces ophidiicola, 552 nucleotides. RefSeq lists its product as uncharacterized. The coding region runs from base 1 to 552 and encodes 183 amino acids. The transcript is spliced from 4 exons. The record is from RefSeq and is a predicted model, not a curated record. NCBI's taxonomy places the organism in Eukaryota, Fungi, Ascomycota, Eurotiomycetes, Onygenales, Onygenaceae.
AUGCGUUUCACCACUGUCCUCACCCUUUUUUUGGCCUCUUCCGUGGCUGCUCAAUAUUCAACACACUGGCUUGCUGCCUGGAAAGUAUUUGAAAAUGAAGUUGCAAAAUAUAUGAAACAAUGGGGUAGAACUACGGAUCAGGUCUUGGGUUCCAGCACCCCAUUACCUUUGACUGAAAUGAAUGAAUCACUCAAAGGGCUAGAUAAUAGCUGGAAAAAAUUUGCUCAAAUUCUUGAUGCCGCAAACCCGAAAGACUCGACACCAGCUGAUAAUGCCCAAAUGUGUAACCACAUGCCACGGGAGUUCCGCCUGAUGGCCGACAAUGGAGAAAAAAUGCGCCGACUCGGCGUAGAGGUAAAGUCAAAAGGGGCAAGUAAGUAUCAGGGCAUUGAGGUUACAAGAACGAACCUCCAAGGCGUCCAGGGUUCUUUUGAAACGGUUUCACGAUCGCUCAGUCGGCAGGGACUAGAUAGCUGCCAGGGAGACUACAUGGCAGCAAGAAAUGACGCGAAAGCCAAAUUAGACGCGGCGGUUCGUGCAUGGAGAGCUUGA